AUUCACAUUUUCGUCACCGUUAUUCCCCUCCCUGAAAAGCAAGCGAAAAAGAGAAAACGACCAUAACCCUAGAUUGACAAUGGCCAGCGAAUCCCAUGACUCGCGUCGGAAGCACCGGCGAUCGUCAUCGUCGGAAGAUGAUGCCGAGAGGUCCUCCAAGCGCCACAAGCACCAUCAUCACCACCGCCACCGCCACCGCAGCAAGAAACGCGACGCUGAGGAUAUCAUUGAAGCUCCUCCUCCGCCAGUGGCUAUUAGGAAUUCUCGGCCUGAUGACGAUGUGGAGGAGGGCGAGAUUCUCGAAGAUGAGGGCUUCGGUUUAGGUGAUGGCGGGCACGAGAUUGCGGAAAGGAAACCUCAGUCGGACGAUGAGUCAAGGGAAAUCGUGGCCGUUGGUGUUACUGCUCAAUCUGAUCAGCAAAAUUCGGGAAGUGCUGAGCAUGGCUCGUAUGAUGCUGAAGCAAGGAUACACGAGGGAGAGAUUCUAGGGAAAAAGGGUAGGAGUCUGAAGACAUUGCGAGAGGACAAGAGUAAGGAUGAUUUUUUGACGAAUUCAAAUUUAGAUAAGGAAGACAGAGCUUAUAGCCAGAGUGGGGUUGAUACUGGCAUCGAAAAUGAGGUUGGUUCUCCAAGGACUUUAAAUGUUGAGCCUCAAAAUGAAUUGGCUUAUAGAGUUACCUCAGAGGGUUAUGGCAAUGGGGAUUUGGGUUUCAAAGCCAUCAAAGACAACAAAAUGUGGCAGAGUGAAUCUUGGACCUCUUAUAAAGGAAGUGGCAAGGAAAAGACACAUUAUGAUGAUGAGAAGGUUGAGGUUUAUGGAAGUAAGUUAAGCAACCAGGGAAAGUCAUCCUCUCAAAGCACAGGGGACACUAGGAGUAGAUCUAGGUCAAUUGAUCAUGCUAGAGAGAGAUCACGUUCACUUAGCAUAAGAGAAGAGGAGGCCCAUUCAAAAAAGCAACAUUAUUAUGGUCGUGAUGCCUCAUUGUAUGCCGAUAGAAGCAAGUUUAUGUAUGACUCCGAUGAUGAAAGAAUGGUUCGAUUGAGUAAGGAUGGACGGCAUUAUCGUAGAGAUGUGGAAAGGGAACACAAUACUAGUUCCAACAAGUAUAUUGGAGAGGAAAGGCUUCAAAGUCAGAGUACAUGGGAGAGAGAGAGGAGCAAGGAUAGGGAGAUGGCUAGGGAGUUAAGGAAGGAAAAAGAAAGAAAUAGGGGUUUUGAGAUGGACAAGGCUCAAAGAAGGGAGAAAGAACGAGAAAGGAGCAGGGAGAGGGACAGGAAAAGGGGGAUGGAACGAUAUAGAAGCAAGGAAAGGGAUGUGGACAAGGAUAGACAGGAUAUGGAAAGAGAUAAGAUCAAGGAAAAUCAGGUGGAUAGACAUGGGGAAAGGGAGAAGGAAAGGGAUAGGAGCAGAGCUAGUGAAAGAGAGAGAGACAGGGACAGGGACAGGGACAGGGAAAGGGAAAGGGAAAGGGAAAUGGACAGGGACAAAAUUUGGAGGGAGAGGGACAAUGAGAGGGAGAAGUGGAAUGAUAGAAAUAGGAAUAGAAAUAGGGGCAUAAUGAUUGAUAGGGAAAAGUAUGAAUAUCUUGUGGAUGGAGAUAGACAUAAGAAUUCUAGACACUCGAGAUACGAUGGAAAAGAUUACCACCAUGACAGAACACGAAAAACUGAUUCAGCAAAGGUUCCUACUUCUAGGAGUGAUUUGUUGGAAGGAAAUAGAGAGAAACUCCAAAGGGAUGAUGAUGAACAGGGAGACUACGAAGAAGGGACUACAUUGCAGUUUGCCGAGCAGGAAGAGGAAGAUCUCAACAGAAUCAAGGAGGAGAGUAGAAGGCGAAAGCAAGCCAUAUUAGAAAAAUAUAAGAGUCAGCAAUUACAGCAACCAAAUCAGCCUCGAUCAGAAGAUACAGAGAAAGAUAAGGAGCCUGCACAUGAUUCUGAUCAAUCCGUAGCAGCUAAUGAUGUCAUUACUGACACUGGUGAUGGUAGAAGUGAUGGUUUUGAUAUCUACGUUGCUGAACCAUCAUUUUCUGUGGGGAAAUCACCUCCACAAAAUGGACAUGCUGAUUUGGAGAAGACUUCGAGUGCUGGGGGGCUUGGGGAGGGUAGUCCAAAGAGUGAGAGGUCAGGUGACAAGUUUUGUGAUGAUAUUUUUGGUGAGACACCAACAGGAGUUCGCAGAUUGGACAAAGUAGAUGGAUUACGCUUUGAAAGGAGUGGUCUUAAUGACAACUGGGAUGAUGCAGAGGGUUAUUAUGGCUACCGGUUUGGUGAAAUACUCGAUGGACGAUAUGAAGUUACUGCUGCUCAUGGGAAAGGUGUAUUUUCUACCGUAGUUCGUGCAAAGAAUCUUAAGGCUGGUAAUGGUGAACCGGAGGAAGUGGCUAUAAAAAUUAUACGAAGUAAUGACACAAUGUACAAGGCUGGUAUGGAGGAGCUGGUCAUAUUAAAGAAACUAGUAGGUGCAGAUCCAGAUGACAAGCGCCAUUGCGUUCGAUUUAUUUCGAGUUUCAAGUACCGCAAUCAUCUUUGUUUAGUUUUUGAAUCUCUUCAUAUGAAUCUGCGUGAGGUUUUAAAGAAGUUUGGACGCAAUAUUGGCCUUAAGCUAACUGCUGUGAGAGCAUAUGCAAAGCAACUUUUUAUUGCCUUGAAGCAUCUUAGAAAUUGUGGUGUUCUUCAUUGCGAUAUAAAGCCAGAUAACAUGCUGGUAAAUGAGGCGAAAAAUGUGUUGAAGCUCUGUGACUUUGGCAAUGCCAUGUUUGCUGGUAAAAAUGAAAUUACGCCUUACCUUGUAAGCCGCUUUUAUCGCGCCCCUGAAAUAAUUCUUGGCAUGCCUUAUGAUCAUCCAUUGGAUAUUUGGUCUGUGGGGUGCUGUUUGUACGAGGUUUAUACAGGAAAGGUUCUUUUUCCAGGCGCUACAAACAAUGACAUGUUACGCCUUCACAUGGAAUUAAAGGGCCCUUUCCCAAAGAAGAUGCUUCGCAAGGGGGCAUUUAGUGAUCAGCAUUUUGAUCAGGACCUGAGUUUUCAUGCUACAGAAGAGGACCCUGUCACGAAAAAGGCUAUAAAGCGGAUGAUUCUCAACAUCAAGCCAAAAGAUAUCUCUUCAAUCAUUACAGGCUCUCCUGGGGAGGAUCCAAAGAUGUUAGCCAAUUUUAAAGAUCUUCUAGAAAAAAUUUUUGUGUUAGAUCCUGACAAGAGGAUGACAGUGUCACAAGCAUUGUCCCAUCCAUUCAUCACGGGCAAGUGAACCAUGUUGCUGAUUAACUUUCAACACGGUUUUGGCGUUGAAGUCAAAAUGGGGUGAUGUUUGGUCUGGAGUUCUCUUUCCUGGCGGGUUCUUUCGUGGAUUGUACUGUUUCUAUCGUAAGACAACUUGCUGACGGCGUUUUUUUACCAUUGUAAUCAUAAUUGAUUAUGGCCAUUGUGAGAAAUUGUUCAUCUAUUUUGAUCUGUGUUAUGGUGAUUACAUUUUGUACUUCAAACUCGACUGUUGCUAUUGAAUUGGUGGGAAAAUUAAUAAGGACAUACAUGUAUCAUGUCCUAUGAGUUGGUAGUUUGCACUUUUUCUUAGUUGAAUAGUUAUAUCCUUUAAAAAAUAUUCCAGUUCUCUUGUGUAAAAUUCACUUUUUUGUAUUAAUUUCUAAUGGUCUGGAGGCUUGUUGUA
Molecule: messenger RNA, 3667 nt
Organism: Juglans regia (Persian walnut)
Lineage: Eukaryota; Viridiplantae; Streptophyta; Magnoliopsida; Fagales; Juglandaceae
Product: serine/threonine-protein kinase prpf4B-like
Exons: 13
Coding region: 80-3250 (1056 amino acids)
Biological process (GO): peptidyl-serine phosphorylation; peptidyl-threonine phosphorylation; mRNA cis splicing, via spliceosome
Molecular function (GO): ATP binding; protein serine/threonine kinase activity
Source: RefSeq, a predicted model, not a curated record